AACACCGUACGGAAUACAACUACUUUUCGUCCGCGCUUUUUAAUCAAAAUAAUAAAAUAAUCUCAUACAAAACAUAAGUCAAUUAUAUUUAAUAAACAUAUCAUAACAUUGUUUCCGUUUUGUUUUAUUUAUUUAUUUAUUUUUAUUAAAAUCGAAACGAAACAAUAACAACAACCAAAAGCAAUGGCUUCAAAUAGUGAAGAAAUCAUCCAAUAUCAUACAUUUUUAAAUAACAUUGUUAAGUCUACAAAUCCUCGAGAUUCCACAGAGUGUGCUUUGAAGACGAGCACGACGACAACGGCUUCUGCAACAGCCCCCCAAUUGAGAAAUCGAACGACCUGCCCCGCCGACGCUGAAGGCGAAGUCAUCUAUUGGAUUCUUAAGUUUCUAGAUGAAAAUAAAUGUCCCACCAAAUUGAUAUCGCCGAUUGUUCGUAACGUCCUGCUUGAGAUAUUAAAUGACGCUAGGUUCAAGGAUCCAAAUUGUCUGAGAAACCUAGCAACAACAAUUGUUGAGGACUUUUGUGCUAGUUUACUGAAUAACGUCGAGUUAAAUAAAAUCAUUGACACAGCGACAUCGCCCGAGUUAAACGAUGACCUUUUGUCCAUUCCAAUUAGAACCUCUGGAGCAUCAAUGAACACCCGUCGCAAAAUGGAAGACCGCACAAUAUGCAUUGAUGAAUUUCAUAAAGUCUACAGUAUGACGAAUUCUACAAAAUCAAGUUUCUACGGCGUAUUUGAUGGGCAUAAUGGUUAUACAGCAGCUCACUAUGUUGCAUCUCAACUGCCAUAUAAUAUUUCAAACACGUCCAAUCAAACAACAGAUCCUGUAAUUUUACUUCAAAAAGCAUUCCAAAUAACUGAUUCAAAUUUCAUAUCAAGGGGAGCCACAAGUUCUGGUACAACAGCCUUGUGUGCUCUCUACCGUCCCGAAGAGAAACGCCUAUUUGUUGCCUGGGCAGGUGAUUCCAAAGCUAUGUUAGCUAAACAACAUGGAAAAAUAAUGCAACUUGUAACUUCACAUCGACCAGAUUUAGAAAGAGAAAAGAAACGUAUACUUUCGUGUGGUGGGUUCUUAAAUUCAAUGAGUGGUGUUUUAAGAGUUAAUGGAGCCUCCAAUGUAAGCCGAUCAUUGGGAGAUGCUAGAAUGAAACCGGCAUUAACAUGCCAUCCAGAUUGUGUCAUAGUGGAUUUGGAUGGAAAUGAAGAGUUUUUGGUUUUGGGCAGUGAUGGACUAUGGGAUCACGCACAUGAAACAGAAGUUGCGAGAGUAGUGUAUGAUUGUAUCAAGGAAGACUGUGAAAACUUUGAUAUAAUACCAAGUCGUUUAAUAAAACUUGCGCAAGACGGAAAGUCUACAGACAACAUAUCAGUUGUUGUGAUCUUCUUCAAGCAUCCAUCACAAAUAGCCAAAAACUGCGAUAAACUAACAAUAAUGGAAUCUGAAUUCGAUAAUAUCAAGGAAGUCGAAUACUACGACUACUCAAGGAAUUUUUAUCCUUCGGAUGAAAAUACAACAAGUAAUAAUUCACAUACCGUCGAUACAAAACAGAUGCGAUGGUCACCAAAUGAUAAUGAUAAUUUGAACAACAUUAUCAGUGAUGAAGUCAACCAGACUACUACCACGACCACAACCACGACAUCAGCUUCAACCAACAAUGGACAAUUUGAUGGCAAUCUCUUAAAUUCCAGCGAUAAAAUCGAUUUAAACCAAAAACUCUCUCCAUUAGUUGGUAGCGGGGACGACAACAGCUUGCAUCACGCCUCAACACUGGAAAAUAAUGGAGAAGAAUUCCUUGCCACUGGAGGUUAUGACAACAAAAAUGGAGAAUUAUUAAAGCCAACUAUGACUAUGACUUCUGAGUUGGAUGACAACGACGACGAUGAAUACGACGAAGACGACAACAACCAGCAACAUGAGAAAAUAAUCCUGGCAAAAAAUCAUCAACCCCACCAUCAGCAAUUGGUCGAUGCCGAUGGUGAUUACGGUCCAGAGACAUGCGUCGAUGUCACCGAUGACGUAGUCAUGAUGACAGAGAACUCUGCCGAUACAAAUAAUCUUUCUGAACAGUCUACGUUGAGUCAUUCAAAGGAUACACUUCCAUCUUCAGAUAAUUGUAAUCCAUUCGACAACAAGAACGCUUUAGACAUGGAAGAAACCAAUGAAUUCCAAAUGGGACACGCUGGUGUGGAUAGUCAUAUUCAGUUGGACGAUGCGAAUAAAGCUACUCCACUCUUGUCUCCAGAAGUCGAGGAUUUGCCACUGAGUUCUGAUGGCCAGAUGCAUUUCACCAACGAAGGUUACCAGCAGAGUCCAAUGGAUGAUGAGAUCCCCGUGGGUAUUGGUUGUAAUCAGAACCAGUUCGAGGAAGAAUUUAUGCAGAGCAACGGUCACUUGUCACCUAUCGAUGUGAAAGACAACGAAAUGGAGAAGGAGGAAAAGACACACGAAGAGCAAAGUGAAACUGAAGAAAUUGAUGCAUUAGCUAAGCUAGAGCGUUUUGGAGACUUGGAACAGAAUGAAGUGCAAGACAUGUCCAACCAGAAACCCGAAUUGGUUGAAAACUUCUUUGGAAGUCCAAUCGAAGCAGAACCAGUUGUCCAAGAGAAAGAAAGUAUUUUUAACAAUUUGAACAAUGACGAGAAUGACUUCCGAUUGAAGGAUGAGGAGGAAGUUUUAGAGAAACACGUGGUGGAGUCGGAAGAAUUUGCUGUAAAAGAAUCGGAGGCUUUGGAUCUGAGCCAGAAGGAAAAACUCCAGCAAUCUCUGCAUAACCUAGAAGUUGAUGUUCUCGAAGAGAAACCUAUUUUAACUGGACAUUAUCUUCCAGAGGAAAUGAAUUUCGAUGAUUCACCAACGCAUUUGGAGACUGAGGACUACGAGGAAAAACAAAAUGAGUUUGCCGAUGAGAAGCAGGACAAGGAAGAGUUCUCCGAAAAGGAGGACAAAGUGGAGGAGAAAUUAUCAUUUGUGGAACAAAAGUCGACUCCAAGUGAAGAAAUCGAAUUGGAAGAAGACAAUUGCACCCACUUGGAAGAAGACGUUCGUCCCAGUGACUAUUUGUCAAUGCUCGAAAGGCAGAAGGAAGAACAGCAGCACGAACAUAUGGGUCAGUUAGAUGAAGGAUUUGAAAAGGAUGUUCAAUUCGAGGAAGAUGAUGCAAUGAUAAAAUCCGAAAACGAAAAAGAACAUGAAAAUUCCUUAUUCGAGGACGACAACAAGGUCAGUGAUGAAAUGAUGGAGAAGGAAAAGGCACAUUUCGAAGAACAUCUCAGUAACGACAAUCAGUUGGUAGACAAUGUCAUUGAAAAACAAUCCUUCGAAGUUGAGGAAAUCGAAAAGAUUGCUGAGCUGCAGAAGCAACUUCAACAACCAGAUGAAUCCUCAAUGAUUGAUGAAAUACUGGAGAUCAAUAAACUGGAAGCAGAAGUAGUGAAUAUGAUUGAAGAACAAAUCUCAUUGAUUGAAGACUCGAUUAUUCAGCCAGAAAAACAAUGCUUUGAAGAGCCAGAGAAGAUCCAAGAAAAACUUGAUAGUGACGAAAAGGAAGAGACAUUUGAAGAAAUCGAAAAACAUCUCGAACAAACCGUUGAAGACGAGUUACCUUCAAAUGUAAAUAACUUGGCUGGUUUCGGAAUGGAACUAGAAAACUCUCGGGUUGGAAGCUGUGAUGAUCUGGUGUCAGAAGAAAUGGAAAAACAACUCGAAGAAAAUAGUGAGAAACAUUUACAGGAUUCAAAUACCUUAGCUAUCGACGACGAGGAACUUGAGAUUUCACACGAACAAGACUUGGGUGAGCGAUUAGGUGAAGAAGUGGAAAAACAACUCGAAGAGAAUACCGAAAAACAGUUGCAAGAGACAAAUAGCUUUGCUGUUCAUGAAGAGCAAGAAUUGGAGAACCGGGAAACACACGUGCAAGGCAUAGACGAGCCAGAACUGGAAGAAGUGGAAAAGCAACUUGAAGAGAAUACUGAGAAACAAUUUGAAGAUUUGAAUACUUCUGCUGAUCUUGAAGUAGGACUUGAGAAUAACGAUGUUCAAGCUGUGGAAGAACAAUUGAAUAACUUAGAUGAUUGCAAAGACGAAAAAGAAAAUAAGCUCUUGGUGGAUGAGCAGACAUUUGAUGAAGUUGAAAAACAACUCGAAGAAAAUAAUGAAAAAUUGGCUCAAGGUUCUCAAGCAAUGUCUGACUUCGAUGUUGAAGAAGAAGAAGAACAGCAAGCAUUAAACCAUGUCGAAAAUGAACACGAAGAACUAAACGACAGUUGCUUGGAAGAUAUUGAUAAACAGGUGCAAGACUUAGCUGAAUUCGUAGAAGACUUAGAAAACAAGCAUUCAGAGGAGCUUAAAUUAGGUGAAACUGAGCAAUUACUAGGCGAAUGUACAGAGGAACAAUUGCAAAAGGUAGAGCAACAAGUUCUAGAUGCAGCAGCUCUUCGAGCCAAACAAUCUGAAAAUGUAAUUCAGCCAUUUGAAGAUCCAGAAAUCGAUCCCGAAAAUAUGGUAGAAGUGGAAGAACCUAUUAUUGUCAAGGAGCAAAUUCCAAUAAAACCUAGCGUAGUGCCGGUAUCUGCACAAGAACCUUCGGCUGUGCAGCCUACACACGAGAGUUGCGAUGAAUCUGAGGACGAUGAAUGGAAAUACACAAAAGAGGGUCAAGGCGAAAAGCAGUUAGGAUUACAAGGUGAUACUGUUGUCGAGGAGGAACUACCCCAGGAACUGGAAGACGCUGGUGUUACAUUCUCGAUUAAUGAACGAAAGGCAUCAGGAAAUAUCCUGCAACAGCAAAUCUCUAUAAACACAUCAAAUCUUAUCGAAUCGAUUAAUGGUACAUUUGAGGGCUUGACACAGAAUAUAACAGAGUUGGCUGAUCAAGCUGCAGCUGCUGCUGUUACCCAAGCUAAGGAAGAGAAAAUCGAAGAAGGUAUUCAGAAUCUUAACCUUUCACAGAGCUCAACACGUGAGAAAUUAGAUAACAUCGAAGACGACGAAGAUCUAUCGGCAAGUGAAAUGAAUUCCCGACUCAAUCCCGAAGCUAAGGAAUUCGUUCCAACCUUCUCGCCACCAUCAGCAACUGCAGAAAAUGGUUUUAAUGGACAAACACCAAACGCAAUUCCACAACACUUCAAGGACGAGCUGAUUUCACAGUCUCCCCGCAAGGGUCGUGAAUCGAAUAUGGAAGACAUCAAUAUCCCAGCUGAGAAUGAAUUUGAACAGGAAAUCGCCCACAAACCACACGGACUGCCCGGCGAUGAGGCUAUCACAGAACCAACAGAGAAUGGUGGUGUUGAGCUAUUAAACUGGAAGGAAGCAAUGCAUGGAUCAGAGAAGGAAGAAGGACCUUUGGUGGAUAGUCCAGUUACAGAAGAGAGUCUUGAAGCUGUUGACAAUCAAAUGCAAUUUUCUAUGCAACCUGUGUCUGCUCCUGUUGAUUUGGAUAACGCUGGCAUGAAACAGUCGAUUUAUAUUGAGAAUAACACAUCAAAUGAUGACUUGAAUUCCGUGCAAGUUCUCCCAGAUGAAUUUACUGGAAUUGGCCAUGAUUCGUCGGAGACAUUGAACAAAGUAACGAAUGAUGCAAUUAGUAAUGAUGAAGUCCAAGAGAUUCUUGCCUUGGCCAGUGAUGAAAAGAUUGAGACUAAAAUCGAAGAUGAAAUCGAACAAAAGAUGGAACAAUUAUUGUUAAAUCAUGACAAAGACUAUACAAAGGAUGUCAAAAUGGAGACAGAAGAAGAGGUUCCAAUUAAUGGUGUUGAGAUGGCUCCAGAGCCAUCCUCUGUUCCAUCAUUGGAAGAACCAAUUAAAGUGUCAGAACCUAUUCAUGAACAACUACAAACACCAACUGCACCAGCCGCGGAAUUGGCCCCAUCCCCAGUUCCAGUAGCCGAAGAAGCUCACGAGGGUCUUUCUUUGGGUGCAGCUGUUGCAGUUGCUGCUGCAGCUACUACUGCAGCCGUAGCUACUACUGCUGCCGUUAAAAAAGUCGAAGAUGAGAAGAACCAAAAGAAUCUGAAAAAGACUUCAUCAGCCACAAAAUCGAAAGUUCCUGAUACUAAGAAGCCACUCGCAAAGACUUCCACCGUAUCAUCAGUUGCUGCUGCUAAGCGUACAUUAACUGACAAGCCAAAACUAGCUGUUGCAGGUUCGUCAUUAGCCACUAAGAAGACUAUCAGUAGCACAGUCUCGUCGGCUGCUCCUCGUCCACGUGCAGCAGCACCAGCAGCCAAAACAACACCUACAGAAAAGAAAACUACCACAUCUACUACAAGCACAGUUAAGUCACGAAUUGAUGCCAAGCCCCCAACAACUUUGAACGCUCGCAAGCCACUCUCAAGCAGUGCUCCUAAAACUACAUCGAGCAAUGAAACAAAAUCAACUUCUUCAACAGUCAAAUCAUCUACAAUUGGAAAGUCUUCAUUGGGAACUAAACCAUUGGUUGGAUCGACAAGGACAUCUGCAACAAAUUCGAUAACAAAACCACGACCAGCAACAGCUUCUUCAGCGGCAACCACAAAUGGUAUCGCCACUAAGACAGCUACUGCUGCGAAACCAACAACAUUGGCGCCAAAGAGUGCUGCAAAAUCAUCAACCACAUCGCCGCGUGGCACAUUGACUUCAACACUCCGUAAGACUGAAGCAAUUAAGAGUCCAACUAAGACCACAUCAUCAACAAUCACAUCGCGUGUCAGCACUAAUGGUGUCACCAAAUCGACCACAACAUCCCGAACAACGACCUCUACUAAGACUACAUCAUCAUCAUCAUCAACAGUUCCAGCAACAACUCGAACUACAACUUCACGACUUUCUGUUACUGGAACAACAACUGGAUCAACAACUCCCACAUCCAAAACCAAUAAUCUUCUUCCAAGAAAAUCAACACCACUGAAGAAAACCAUCACCAAUAGCAGCUCGACGACUCCAAAUGCCCGUAAGAGCAUUGGUUCAAAAUUGAAUUCCCCGGCUACCAAACCAACCAAAGACACUAGUACUCCUAGACCUGUUACGAUUCCAGCUCAACAUCAAAAUCAAAAUUCCAUUGCUGCUGCCGCUGCUGCAGCUGCAGCUGCUGAAGAAUCAAAGAAGAAUGCUGCUGCUGCUGAAGCUGCAAUUGCAACUGCAACUGAAGAGCCUAAACUAAAUGGUAAUGCAUCACCGGAUGAUGUACUAUUACCAUCCACAGAAGCAGAUCCAUUAGCAGUAGCAGCUGCUCAUCCUCUCAUCGAAAUGGAAACAGCUUAAACGAUAUGUUUGGAGAAAAAUUUAUUCGAGUCCGAGUGGAAUAUAUAAAUUUUCAACCAACAAAAAGCAGUCCUUUAUUUUUAUUAUUAACUGUUAAUUUAUUAAUUUUAGAGAGCUGAUUGGUGUUUGAGUUUGUGAUGUGAUGAUUAUCAAACACAUUGCGUAUCUGCAGUUUAUUUCUUUUUAAAAAUAUAUACGAAACAAUUAAAACUUAAACGAUUAAUAAUCGCAUCAAUGAUUAAAAUCUCAACAUCAAAAAAUUAAGCUUCUUUCCAGAGUCAAGAAAAUAAAACUAGUUUAUAUUGAAGUUGUAGCGGUAGUCUCUUAAAACGAAUGUAGUCCUUCCAACAAAACAAAUAUAAAAAACAAAAAUAAGCACGAAAGGAUACCUACAUACAUAUAUAUAUAUAUUUACGAAUUUAAAUCAUCAAAUGAAAAAAUAAAGAAAAAGAAAAAUAAAUAACAAAUGAAUGAACUUAAAUCCUUCUUACACCUUUCGUCUUAAGAAAAAGGAUGACAAAAGAGAGGAAGCAAUUUUAGUUUUUCUUUUAUUUUAAAAUAAUUUUUAUCACUAACAAAACACAAAAUGUAUUAAAACAAAAGAAAUAUUUCAUUUUACUAUCAUUAAUAUUAAGUUUUUACAGUUCAUUUAUUAUUUUUAUUUCUUCUUCCUUUGUCCGCUGUUGUGUCGUUAUUUUAUUAUUAUUUUUUUUUUACAUUUUAUUUUCAUUUAUUUUUCGUAUUAAAAAAAAAACAAAAGUUUUGUGUUAUUUAUUAAAAAUUUAUUAUUAUUAAAAUAAAAAACAAAAAAAAAAAAACUAAAAGAAAGGAAAUCAUAUUAAAAGUGUUUUCUUAAAGCAUGUGAAGAAGGAUUGGGUAGUGUGAAUCAAGAUCUGGAUAUGGAUCUGGAUCUAGAUCCGUGUUACUUACCUAUAAAAUAAACAAAAAGUAUAUCUACAUUAUAAUAAAACAACAAAAUAUAUUAAACACAAAAGUAAUGAAAGAAAAAGAAAAGUAAAAUCUUUUUAUUAUCAAAUGUAUUUGUAUUUAGAAAACUCUAUCCCAGUGCAUGCUUUUUUUAUUUUGUUUAAGGUAAAAAGAAAAGAAAAUCAAAAAAAAAAGAUAAAAAAAACGUCCUUAAAAAUUAAUAAUAAACAAAACAAAAAUCACAAAAACAUGCUAAUAUUUUGUUCCUCUUUUUUUAAACCAUAGUAUUUUUGUGAAGAAAUCAAUGUUUAUUUUUCUUAAAUUUCAUUUUAUAAGUCUCAUAAUUUUUGCCUGACUUGUUAAUUAUUAUUAUUUUUUUGUAUUUUAUUUGUAUUUCUUGUUUAUGUUUAUCAAAAUUAAUAAAUAAAAAAAAUAAAAUUGAAAAUUAUAUGUUUCUUGUCUCUUGAUUGGAUUUUUCUCUUGGCAUAUUUCUUAGAGCCAGUUUCGUUGUGCCUCUUUUGAAUUAAAAAAGUAAAAAAUUAUAUAUAUAAUUCCCAUGUGUACUUCUUUCCAAAACAAACAAAAAGAAAAUAUGUAAAGCUUUUUUUUAAAAAAUCUAUUUAACCUUAUUAUUAUUAUUCUUAAGUAAAAAAUUGCCUUCUCCCCUUAGUGUAUUUGAUAGUUUGUUUCCAUUACAAGAAAACUGUUUUUCGAAAUUAAGAAUAUUGUAUUGUGUGCUUAUGAAUUCUUUUUGCAGUUAUUCGAUGAUUAUGUUUAAAAAAGAAAAGAGAUUUAAAAUAAAACAAAACAAAAAUGUUAAAUAAAUACAUUUCACAAAGUUAAAUGAUACAAAACAUAAAAAUCAAAACCACUUUAAAUGUGAAUUAAAAAAAUUAAACUAAAUGGAAUCAAAUAUUCUCUUCUUGCAUUGAAAAUUAAUUUUAUUAUUAUUACCAAAAAAGCAAACACACAAAACGCAUGCAAUAAUUGUGUUAAUUUAUUAGAAACAAAAACAUUAAAGCGACUCACCCAACUCACGAAUUGUUUAAUGUGAGUUGUGAAAGUGUAGUUAAAAACAUUCAAAAUAUUUGACGAUCUUAAAAAAAUUUUGUGAAACCAAAAAAUAAAUCACAAGAAACGAGAAAAUUAAAACUCUAUGCAAUUAGAAAUAAAAAGAAAACAAAAAAGCUCACGAGAAAAUAAAA
This is a messenger RNA of Eupeodes corollae, 9371 nucleotides long. RefSeq names its product titin homolog. Gene Ontology annotation, biological process: protein dephosphorylation; negative regulation of protein kinase activity. Lineage: Eukaryota; Metazoa; Arthropoda; Insecta; Diptera; Syrphidae. The coding region runs from base 184 to 7239 and encodes 2351 amino acids. Gene Ontology annotation, cellular component: extracellular matrix. Gene Ontology annotation, molecular function: protein serine/threonine phosphatase activity. The record is from RefSeq and is a predicted model, not a curated record. The transcript is spliced from 13 exons.